Cucurbitaria berberidis CBS 394.84 is the source of this 942-nucleotide messenger RNA. RefSeq lists its product as uncharacterized. Bases 1 to 942 code for a protein of 313 amino acids. The transcript is spliced from 2 exons. NCBI's taxonomy places the organism in Eukaryota, Fungi, Ascomycota, Dothideomycetes, Pleosporales, Cucurbitariaceae. The record is from RefSeq and is a predicted model, not a curated record.
AUGUCAGCCACGAAAGCGGUGGGAAAGAAGAAUCUGCUGCUAUGUUUCGAUGCAUUUGGUACUCUGUUCACACCCAGCGUGCCGAUCCCAGUUGCGUACGCUAGAGCCGCAGCUCGCCACGGUAUUGAUUGCGGCGACACCACACACGCAAAGGCAGUAGCUACAUCAUUUAAGCAAGCAUUCAAGCAGGAGUCGAAACGUAAUCCAAAUUAUGGCAAGGCUACAGGACUUGGAGCGGAGAAGUGGUGGGGCACCGUAAUACGCAACACCUUCAAGGAGUUUCUCAACCCUGGAAAUGAAGUUCCACAGGCUCUUAUUAAAGAGCUGUUGAAACGAUACUCAACGAAAGAAGGCUACGAUCUUUACGAUGAUGUCCAACCCUUCUUCGAUAUGCUGCGCAAUGGACCAUUGAGUAAAACCAGUUCUGCUUGGACAUGGGACAAAACUGUUGUUGGCAUCAUCACAAACUCCGAUGAUCGCGUACCAGGAAUACUGGAAUCUUUAGGCCUCAAGGUUGGCCCGAGGAGGAUUGGUUCAGCCGACCAGCAUGAGGCGGAUGCGGCGUUGGGCGACGACGUCAAUUUCGUCGUGCUGAGCUACGAUGUUGGCUUCGAAAAACCAGACAGUAGGAUGUUUGACGCCGCAACUGAAAUGCUCGAAGAAACGCUAGUGGGCAACCAGGAGGGGUUAACGGUCGAGAAUUUUGAAAAGCUAUAUGUGGGUGACGAUCUAGAGAAGGACUACGAUGGGGCCGAAGCAGCAGGUUGGAAUAGCGUGUUCCUGGGCCGUAAUCCCUCGAGCUCGGGGGGCAAGUCUGAGGCCGAGAAGAAUUGGAAGCUUGGUAACGCCGAGGUGGUCGAUAGGAAUGGUAACAACAGGACUGUGCUGAUGACGAGGGAUUUGGGAUCUUUGAGCCAGUGGCACGCUGAUAAGAUUAAAUGA